GCCAGGCCCGCCCCCCCCUCCUCCCGCCGUUCCCUGCGCGCGGCGGAAGGAGACGUGGAAGGGGCAGUGGGAUCCGGAGCGCGAUGAUCACAGACGUGCAGCUCGCCAUCUUCGCCAACAUGCUGGGCGUCUCCCUCUUCCUUCUUGUCGUCCUCUAUCACUAUGUGGCCGUCAACAACCCCAAGAAGCAGGAAUGAGGAGCCCGGAGAGACCAGAACUGGCAUUGCACUGGCACCAGCACUGGCACUGCACCAGCACAGCCCUGCUUGGCCCUCUCCCUGCCCAGACAUGGUGGGCAGGAUGGAUCCCUCAGCACGUGGUGGUACCCAUGUUGGUGCCACACUGAGGCAGAAGGCCUGGUUUCUUCCAAACCAACUUUAACAGCAACACCGUAAUUCACCCCAGAA
Molecule: messenger RNA, 407 nt
Organism: Cuculus canorus (common cuckoo)
Lineage: Eukaryota; Metazoa; Chordata; Aves; Cuculiformes; Cuculidae
Gene: OST4
Product: oligosaccharyltransferase complex subunit 4, non-catalytic
Exons: 2
Coding region: 84-197 (37 amino acids)
Cellular component (GO): oligosaccharyltransferase complex
Source: RefSeq, a predicted model, not a curated record